Messenger RNA from Bombus pascuorum, 685 nucleotides. RefSeq names its product small ribosomal subunit protein bS6m (gene mRpS6). Bases 96 to 548 code for a protein of 150 amino acids. Gene Ontology annotation, cellular component: mitochondrial small ribosomal subunit; ribosome. The transcript has 4 exons. NCBI's taxonomy places the organism in Eukaryota, Metazoa, Arthropoda, Insecta, Hymenoptera, Apidae. The record is from RefSeq and is a predicted model, not a curated record. Gene Ontology annotation, biological process: translation. Gene Ontology annotation, molecular function: structural constituent of ribosome; small ribosomal subunit rRNA binding.
CGUCAGGUUAUAUAGUUCGUGGUUCAGAUUAGUAUCAAUAAGAAAGUAGUGUUCCAAAUAAAAUUUCAAUUAUAAAUUAAACAUAUUGCGCGAACAUGCCGACCUACGAAAUGCCAUUAUUAAUACGAAUAGCAAACAAGGCACAAUAUGCAUCUGUCUUAAAGAAUGUGGCAAAUUCUAUAUUUGAGACAGGUGGAUUUAUUAGAAAAAUUGAAAAUUGGGGUGAUAAGCAACUUCCAUACGUAGCAUCUGCUCAUGGUAAAACUAAUACACACGCUAGACAUUUCAUGAUUUGUUUCGAUGUACCACCAUCUCAAAUUAGUAAACUUGAAGAUGAUUGUGGAAGAAAUAUAAGUAUUAUUAGAGCAAAAAUAUAUAAACAAAAUAUCCCAUCUCAGGAUAUACAAUGCACAUGGGAAGAAGAAAUGUUACCUCCACCUUAUAGACCCAGUGUGUUAAAACUUUUAGAACAAGCCAAGAAACAUAAGCGAUACAGAUCUCAAUUCAAGUAUAAUUCUGGUCUUGAUUAUUAUCCUUUCGUGCGAUGAAUCAUUUGCUUGUUCACGAUACGAUAUACCAUGUAUAGUAUAAGAAUAAAAUACAUAGAAGUUACAAAUUUGUGGAGCUAUGUAAAUAAAAAUUUGGGCAAAGCCAAAUAAAAUGAAAAUAAUUUAGUAAAUGUAAA